This is a messenger RNA of Camelus dromedarius (Arabian camel), 1876 nucleotides long. RefSeq names its product developing brain homeobox 1 (gene DBX1). Gene Ontology annotation, biological process: regulation of transcription by RNA polymerase II; cell differentiation in spinal cord. The record is from RefSeq and is a predicted model, not a curated record. Lineage: Eukaryota; Metazoa; Chordata; Mammalia; Artiodactyla; Camelidae. Bases 292 to 1329 code for a protein of 345 amino acids. Gene Ontology annotation, molecular function: DNA binding; DNA-binding transcription factor activity, RNA polymerase II-specific. The transcript is spliced from 4 exons.
CAAUCAGAGCGCCCAGAGCCUCUGGCGAAUGAAGCUCGAGUGGAGAACUUUGUUGAACUUCAUUGUCAGAGCUGUCACUUUUCAAAGCGCUUUAACGGGCGGGCUACUAUAAAACCAUCACCUCGACGGGAGGACCAAGGAGGACUCGCAGACGCCCAAGAGGGAUCGUUACUUGAAGACCUUUGCUAAGCCCAAGAGAGGGGGCAUUGAGGGGGCGGGAGGGGCGGGAAGCCAGCCAUUUACCCUCUGGCCACUGGAAGAAGGGUUUUUUCCGCCCGCCCCGCUCCUAACAUGAUGUUCCCCGGCCUCCUCGCGCCCCCCGCCGGGUACCCCAGCCUCCUGCGCCCCACGCCCACCUUAACGCUGCCCCAAUCCCUGCAGUCGGCAUUUUCCGGCCACUCGAGCUUCCUGGUGGAGGAUCUGAUCCGCAUCAGCCGACCUCCAGCCUACCUGCCCCGCAGCGUGCCCACCACCAGCAUGUCGCCCCCUAGGCAGAGGGCCCCUGCGGCUCUCACAGACACCGGGGCCUCGGACCUGGGCUCCCCGGGCCCGGGCAGUCGGCGGGGCGGCUCACCGCAGACAGCUGCCUCCCCUGCCAGCGAGCCCACGUUUCUGAAGUUUGGAGUGAACGCCAUCCUCUCCUCGGCGCCCAGAACUGAAACGUCCCCCGCCUUGCUCCAGAGUGUCCCUCCCAAGACCUUCACCUUUCCCUACUUUGAAGGCUCCUUCCAGCCUUUCAUCAGAUCUUCUUAUUUCCCAGCGUCCUCCAGCGUCGUGCCCAUCCCGGGGACCUUCUCCUGGCCGCUGGCCGCCCGCGGCAAGCCUCGCCGGGGCAUGCUGCGUCGAGCCGUGUUCUCUGAUGUGCAACGCAAGGCGCUGGAGAAGAUGUUCCAGAAACAAAAGUACAUCAGCAAGCCCGAUCGCAAGAAGCUGGCGGCCAAGUUGGGCUUGAAAGACUCACAGGUGAAAAUCUGGUUCCAGAACCGGCGCAUGAAGUGGCGGAAUUCCAAGGAACGCGAGCUCUUGUCUAGCGGGGGCUGCCGUGAGCAGACCCUUCCCACCAAACUCAAUCCGCACCCAGACCUCAGUGACGUGGGUCAGAAGGGUCCUGGGGACGAAGAGGAGGAGGACGAGGGCCAGGGCAGCCCCCGCCACCGCCUGGUCUAUCACGCGUCCCCCGACCCUCCGCACCUGCGGGACCCGCGGCUGCGGCUGCAAGGGCCGCUGCCCUCUUCGCCCGCGCACUCAGGCAGCCCUGACAAACCUUCGGACUUCUCCGACUCCGAGGACGAUGAGGAGGGUGCGGAGGAGGAGAUCACCGUGUCUUAGAAGCCUUCCCGCGCCCGGUGUUACUGAUUGAUUAUAAGUGCUUUGAAAUUGAAGAGGUGGGAUUCAGUGCGUGUUCACUUAGUCUCCUCUGCCCAGACGCUGCCGCGCCCUGCUGAGCUUUUACCUCGUCUAGGGCACCUCGGUCCCUUCCAUUGCCCCAAGUGACAUUCCCUUCCCCCACAAAACACCUCCCAACAGCCACUCCACAGAAGUUUAGGUCUUGGUCCCAGCCUUAACUUUUCCACAGGGGCUCCUAUCUUGUUUAUUGCAAGCAAUUUUAAACACAGUGGGGUGUUUACUCCCACAGCCUGCGUUUAACGGAGACAGGCCCCGCUGGUCUGCAGCAGCAGCAACCCUGGAAGAUAGGAAACCCUUUAUGAAGUUGGAAGCCGAGUUAGGAGUCACAAUAUCAAGCAUCUAACUUCAGGACCCCUGACUUCCUAGAUUCCAUCCCCCUCCCUAUCUGAGGUAGCAAGGGCCUCCUACCCAACUCCAGACUCUGGUAACCCAGUCUUCCCCAUAGCAGUGUCCUUAGAAAGCUCAAGAA